This is a messenger RNA of Oryza sativa Japonica Group (Japanese rice), 1847 nucleotides long. Its product is annotated as UDP-glycosyltransferase 1. The record is from RefSeq and is a predicted model, not a curated record. Gene Ontology annotation, molecular function: UDP-glucosyltransferase activity. NCBI's taxonomy places the organism in Eukaryota, Viridiplantae, Streptophyta, Magnoliopsida, Poales, Poaceae.
CGACGUGUCGACGUGUAUAACACACACUCCUCUAGACUGCAAAGCUAGUCCCUACGCCUCCUCACCUUCUUGCUCUUGCUGCGCGCGCGCGAGGAGAAACAGAGUUGGAGGCGAUGGCGGCGGCGUCGGCGGCGAAGGAGCUCCACUUCUUGCUGGUGCCGCUGGUGGCGCAGGGCCACAUCAUCCCUAUGGUGGACCUGGCGCGCCUCCUCGCCGGCCGCGGCGCGCGCGUCACGGUGGUCACCACGCCGGUCAACGCCGCGCGCAACAGGGCGGCCGUCGAGGGAGCGCGGCGGGGAGGGCUCGCCGUCGAGCUCGCCGAGAUCACCUUCACCGGCCCGGAGUUCGGCCUGCCGGAGGGCGUGGAGAACAUGGACCAGUUGGUGGACAUCGCCAUGUACCUGGCUUUCUUCAAGGCCGUGUGGAACAUGGAGGCGGCGCUCGAGGCGUACGUGCGCGCGCUGCCUCGCCGCCCGGACUGCGUCGUCGCCGACGCCUGCAACCCGUGGACGGCGGCCGUGUGCGAACGCCUCGCCAUCCCGCGCCUCGUGCUGCACUGCCCCUCCGUCUACUUCCUCCUCGCCAUCCACUGCCUCGCCAAGCACGGCGUGUACGACCGCGUCGCCGACCAGCUCGAGCCGUUCGAGGUGCCGGGCUUCCCCGUGCGCGCCGUCGUCAACACGGCCACGUGCCGCGGCUUCUUCCAGUGGCCCGGCGCGGAGAAGCUGGCGCGCGACGUGGUCGACGGCGAGGCCACCGCUGACGGCCUGCUCCUCAACACGUUCCGCGACGUCGAGGGCGUCUUCGUGGACGCGUACGCGUCGGCGCUCGGCCUGAGGGCGUGGGCCAUCGGGCCGACGUGCGCCGCCAGGCUGGACGACGCCGACUCCAGCGCCAGCCGUGGCAACCGCGCCGUCGUCGACGCCGCCCGGAUCGUCUCGUGGCUCGACGCCCGGCCGCCGGCGUCCGUGCUGUACGUCAGCUUCGGCAGCCUCACGCACCUCCGGGCGACGCAGGCGAUCGAGCUCGCCCGCGGCCUGGAGGAGUCGGGGUGGCCGUUCGUGUGGGCGAUCAAGGAGGCGACGGCCGCCGCCGUGAGCGAGUGGCUCGACGGCGAGGGGUACGAGGAGCGCGUCAGCGACAGGGGCCUCCUGGUGCGCGGGUGGGCGCCGCAGGUGACCAUCCUGUCCCACCCGGCGGCGGGCGGGUUCCUGACCCACUGCGGCUGGAACGCGACGCUGGAGGCCAUCUCCCACGGCGUGCCGGCGCUGACGUGGCCCAACUUCUCCGACCAGUUCAGCAGCGAGCAGCUGCUCGUCGACGUGCUCCGCGUCGGCGUCAGGUCGGGCGUCACGGUGCCCCCCAUGUUCCUCCCCGCCGAGGCCGAGGGCGUGCAGCUCACCAGCGACGGCGUGGUCAAGGCGGUGACCGAGCUGAUGGACGGCGGAGACGAGGGGACGGCGAGGAGGGCGCGCGCCAAGGAGCUCGCCGCGAAGGCGAGGGCGGCGAUGGAGGAAGGCGGGUCGUCGCACGCCGACCUGACGGACGUGAUCGGAUACGUCUCGGAGUUUUCGGCGAAGAAGCGGCAGGAGAGGGACGCCGGCGAGACCGCCCAGCAGCCGCCGCCAUCUCCGGCGGAGCUCGGAGAUAUUAGCGGCGACAAGGUCGAAGCAGAUCCUGCCUUGUCAGUACAAUCGUAGAUAAUACAGUGUGUUACUAGGUUACUAGAUUGAUGAUGAUGUAAUUAGCGCACAUUUAGGUUGUUACAUUAUUAAUUAAUCACGAAUUCGAAAACAUGUAUAACAAUUAUCCUCAAAAGAAUAUAACCUACUAUCUCCGUCCUAAAA